Messenger RNA from Mycetomoellerius zeteki, 1586 nucleotides. RefSeq lists its product as uncharacterized. Lineage: Eukaryota; Metazoa; Arthropoda; Insecta; Hymenoptera; Formicidae. The record is from RefSeq and is a predicted model, not a curated record. Bases 633 to 1586 code for a protein of 317 amino acids. The transcript has a single exon. Gene Ontology annotation, molecular function: catalytic activity.
AGAAAGAAGAGAGAGAAGAUUAAAUAUUGUUAUAAAAGGGGUAGAAGUAAAGGGAGGGAAUGUUAGAGAGGUGGUAGGAGGCGUGUUUGAGAAAAUAGGAGUGAAUGAGAGAGAAAUAAAUGUGAAGGACGCAUUUAUGAUUAGAGAGAAAGAGAGAGAGAGUAUGAUAGUAGUUAAAUUAAACAAUAUGUAUGAUAAACGAAGGAUAAUGGAGAAGAAAGGCGAACUGAGAGGAUCGAGAGUGUAUGUGGAUGAUGACAUGACGAAAAGUGAAAGAGAUAGACAGAGGGAGGUUAGGAUGUGGGCAAAAAGUGAGAGAGAUAAGGGUAGGCGUGUGAAGGUAGGGUUUGGGAGGGGAUGGUUAAAUGGAAAAGAGUAUGAAUGGAAGAGUGAGAGAGGGUGUAUGGGGGAAGUAAAUUUUCAAAGAGUGCUUGCAGUGUGAAUGAGAAAAGAGGGGAAUACUAUAAAGGGGCGAGGAGGGGGAGAGGUAUUGGGGGAGGAAAGGGAGUUAGGAUGUGGUAUGGAAUGUGGCAGGGCUAAAAAAGAAGGACGAGGAUUUUUGGAAAUUCUUGAACGAUUUUGAUGUGGUCGGUUUGAUAGAAACGUGGGUAGAUGAAAGCGGGUGGGCAAAGAUGAAAGAGAGAAUGCCGGAGGGAUGGCGGUGGAAGUGCCAAGCAGCCAGGAGAGAGGGAAAAAAGGGAAGGGCGAAAGGGGGAAUUGUGACUGGAGUGAGAAGGGAGUUGGAGGAAAGAGAGAUUGGGUAUGAGGAGAAGGAUGGUAUACAAGAAAGGGAAGUGGUUAUAGAUAGGGAGAGGUGGAGAUUUGUAAUAGUGUAUAAUAGGGAGGGACGAAAAGAAGGUCUGGUUGAUCUAAAGGAGGUGAUUAAAGAGGAGAAAGAGGGAAUGUUAAUGAUAGCAGGGGAUUUUAAUGCUAGAAUAGGGAAAAAAGAAGGGUGGAAUAGACAAAGUAUAGAGGGAGAUGGAACAAAGGAGGAAGCUAGUAGAGAGUCCAAGGAUAAAGUAGUAAAUAAGCAAGGAAGGGAUUUGAUGGAGGUGAUAGAAGAAAGAGGCUGGAUGGUGCUGAACGGAGAAAAGGAAGGGGAUGAGAAGGGGGAGUGGACCUAUGAGAAGGGAGGAGGGAGGUCAGUAAUUGAUUUUGGUAUAGUAAACUGGGAAGCUUGGGAGAGAGUAAGGAGAUUUGAGGUAGGGUGUAGGGGGGAGUCAGACCAUCAGCCAAUUGUGAUAGAGUUAGGGACAUAUUAUGAAAGGGAAGAAGAGAAGAGAGGGGAAGAAUUAAGAGUGCAGGACUGGUCAGAGGAGGGUACAAGCAGGUACAGGAAGGCAAUAGAAAAGGUAGAAUGGAUAGGGGGAGGGGUGAGAGAGAGAUGGGAGGAGUUGGAAAGAGAAAUUAAUAAGGCGGUAGAGUUUAAAAAAAGGGGGAAGAGAAAAGGGAUAGGGUGGUGCCCGUGGUGGGACGUAGAGUGUAAAGAAAAAAAGAGAGAGAUGAAUAGAGCGCGUAGACGGUAUAGAAGAGAACAGGAGGAAGGAAGGUACUCAAAAAGGUACUAUACUCAAAAAGGAGUAUAG